CAAAUUCUUUUCAAUUUGAUUCUUGACGUCAAAUAUCUUCUCUCCAAUCCCCAAAUUUUCAACCUCUGAUCAACGUUCCAUUAGGUUUUCGCUGCAAUUCCGUUAGAUUCUCUUCAUAUUUCGCCAUUAUUGCUGAUAUCAGGUCAAAGAUAAAGGAGCUUUGAUCGAUUGAUUGUUGGUGAAGAUGUCUUCUCGUCAUGGAGGUUCUUCACGGAAAAGUAUGUCGGUCUCGUCUUCAUCUUCUCGGAAGAAGAAAGCCAACGAAAACGGACAAACAGAUUCCGGACGCAAAGAUGUCACCGGUUCUCGUGGUUCAGUGAGCACAACAGGAGAGCGAACGGUGAAGAAACUGCGCCUAUCGAGGGCUUUGACAGUACCUGAAACUACAUCUAUCUAUGAAGCAUGCUGUCGGAUGGCAGCCAGAAGAGUAGAUGCUCUUUUGCUUACUGACUCAAAGGCACUACUCAGUGGUAUAGUGACAGAUAAGGACAUUUCAACAAAAGUUAUUGCUCCUGAGCUUGAUUUGAUGAACACACCUGUAUCAAAGGUGAUGACAAAGAACCCAAUUUACGUGGUGUCUGAUAGUCUUGCUGUGGAUGCCCUGCAAAAGAUGGUGCAAGGAAAAUUUAGACACUUGCCUGUUGUAGAGAAUGGUGAGGUCAUUGCUUUGCUUGAUAUAGCAAAAUGUUUAUAUGAUGCUAUCACGCGUAUGGAAAGGGCAGCUGAAAAGGGCAAAGCUAUUGCAGCUGCCGUUGAAGGUGUUGAAAAAGAUUGGGGAACUUCUUUUCCUGGUCCCAAUACAUUCAUUGAAACACUUCGAGAACGGAUGUUUAAGCCUAACUUGUCUACCAUCCUCUCGGAGAAUUCAAAGAUAGUGAUUGUUUCGCCAUUUGACACAGUUGUGAUGGCAACAAAAAAGAUGCUCGAGUUUCGAAGUAGUUGUGCUAUUGUAACAGUUGAUAACAAGCCACGCGGGAUUCUAACCUCGAAGGAUAUCUUAACACGGGUGAUAGCACAAGAUAUUCCUGCUGAAUCAACGUUAGUGGAGAAGGUGAUGACUCCGAAUCCUGAAUGUGCCACCAUCGAUACGCCUAUUGUUGAUGCCCUCCAUACUAUGCAUGAUGGAAAGUUUUUACAUCUUCCUGUUGUUGAUAGAGAUGGAGUUAUUGUUUCUGUUAUUGAUGUACUCCACAUCGCUCACGCUGCAAUAGCCACGGUGGGAAAUGCUACAGGUGUUAAUAACGAGGGAGGAAAUUCAAUGAUGCAGAAGUUUUGGGACUCUACAAUGGCAUUAGCUCCUAUAGACGAUGAUGAAACAAGAAGUGAGAGUUCCUUGAAAUUAGCUUCUGAAAAUGGAGACACCAGAGCGUAUCUUUCAACCAAUCGUCCUAGCUCAUUUGCAUUCAAAAUACAAGAUAAGAGGGGUCGGAUGCAUAGAUUUAUUUGUGAUUCUCGAAGUUUAACAGAUCUUAUAACUGCAAUAAUUCAAAGAUUAGGGAGUGAAAUCGACCAACACAACCUCCCACAGAUUCUGUAUGAAGAUGAAGAUCAGGACAAAGUCGUAAUUUCAACCGACAGCGAUCUUACUGCAGCUGUGGAACAUGCACAAUUAGCUGGUUGGAAGGGAUUGAAGUUGCAUUUAGAUUAUUCUGGGACAAGUAAUAAUCAUCGAGGGUCACAGUCAUCAGCAAAGGCUAUGGAGGUUCAUCAAGCCGAUGCAUGGGCUUCUGCAUACAGUGCAGCUGCUGCUGGAGCUGCAUUAGCAGCUGGAUUAGGUGUAUUAGCCGUCUUAAGAAGAUCUGGUAAUUGAGAUUAGUUUCGGUAAUCGUUCUUUGUUUAAUACCAUUAAUUAAAAUUUUUAAGAAAAUGAAAUGAAGUUGGUUAAGAGGGGUAAUUUUGUAAUCUGUUCAUUGUCCAGAUUUCUGGAUCUUACAAAGAAAAUGGAAAUAUAAAUGUAAACAAAAAUCUCUAACUUUGAACUACAUGUUCUUGGGAUUUCUUGGUUUAA
This is a messenger RNA of Helianthus annuus (common sunflower), 2008 nucleotides long. RefSeq names its product CBS domain-containing protein CBSCBSPB5. The transcript is spliced from 15 exons. The coding region runs from base 185 to 1810 and encodes 541 amino acids. The record is from RefSeq and is a predicted model, not a curated record. NCBI's taxonomy places the organism in Eukaryota, Viridiplantae, Streptophyta, Magnoliopsida, Asterales, Asteraceae. Gene Ontology annotation, molecular function: protein binding.